Tachysurus fulvidraco (yellow catfish) is the source of this 9679-nucleotide messenger RNA. RefSeq names its product SET domain containing 2, histone lysine methyltransferase (gene setd2). Gene Ontology annotation, molecular function: protein binding; histone H3K36 methyltransferase activity. Lineage: Eukaryota; Metazoa; Chordata; Actinopteri; Siluriformes; Bagridae. The coding region runs from base 233 to 8203 and encodes 2656 amino acids. Gene Ontology annotation, biological process: regulation of DNA-templated transcription. The transcript has 22 exons. The record is from RefSeq and is a predicted model, not a curated record. Gene Ontology annotation, cellular component: chromosome; nucleus.
GAGAGCUCGGUGAAGGCUAGUCGGCUAUCCCGUGUGGAUUUGACGUUUGAUGGUGGAUGUUUAUUAAACACCCGAAAGAGAUUACCACUCUUGGUGUCGACGAUGGGGGAUUUACCUGAACUAGGCCAGAGUGCAAAGUUUUGCAUUACAUCAGAGAGCGUGCUUCUCUGAGCUGCUCUUAUCCAAGUGAGGGAGCUUCCAUCAAGGUGCUCCUCGCUCGGCCUGCCUCAAAAUGGAUGCACUGCUGAAUCCUGAACUCAGGGAAAAGACACUUGAUGGUUCGAUUAAGGUUGAGAACACCUCAAAGCAUGUCAUAUUUAAAGGCCUUGCCCCUAGAGUAGUUUUAACAAACCAUCUCCUGCCUAAAGGAACAAAGACUAAAGUGAACCUUGAGGAACAGGGUCGACAGAAGGUCUCCUUCAGCUUCACCCAUACUAAGAAAACACGUCAGAAAGUGUUCCUUGUCCCACCAAGUCCAGAGAAAGCUGCAACUGAGAUUUUACCUGUAGUGCAGUCUACAAAUUUACCCUCUGCAGACCUGACAGGACAGAGUGCUGAAAGCAAGAAUGAGCAAACUGAUCCCUCGGUUGUAGCCACAGUCGUGGCCGAAUGCCAGGCAACACAGCCCUUAGUACCUCUCCCCUCCAAAUUGAAACAUGACGUGGUGCAUUUCAAGAAACAGUUUCUGAGUGUGUCUGUUGUUGAAGAUCAUCCCAUUGUCAGUGCUGUUUUAAAUGAUACCACCUCCGAGAACGAAGUUUUAGUUAGAUCUUCAGCAAGGAUUGACGGUGACCCCUCUGGUGCUCUGUUCCAAAACGACUCUGUCACUGACUGUUCUGAAAAAGAUAUCAGAGAGGAAAGCACUAAGGAGGAAUUAGACGCUCACCUUAAGGGACCAACUGAUUCCUCCCAUAUUGGGACAGAGUGUAAGGAUAGUAAUUCUGAGCCUGAACAUAGCAAAAAUGUCCAUCAGUCAGACAAUAUUUUGCCAGGUAGUGACUUUGAUGGUGGGUCUGUUCGGACAUCAUCUAGCCAAAAGUCUACUGACUCCAAGAGCGUGGCUAAGUGUGAUAGUCAAAGUACUGUUGUUAAGAAGUUCUCAACCUCCAAAAGUGAAGUCUCUGACAAAUCCAGAUCUGAUAAGAGAGAUGAGAAGGAUGAGAAAGGGUCUAGUCGAUGCAAAUCAGAAAGAGAUUCCAGACACACAUCCUCACGAUCUUCACGCUCUGACCGAAGGAGAACCAAGAGUCGGUCACGAUCUAGAUCCCGGAGUUCUCGAACAAGUUCUUCCUAUUCCAGGUCUGAGAGAUCAAGAAAUGAAAGACCAUCAAGGUCAGAUAGGUCACAUUACCAUGAUUCUGAAAGGAGAUCCCACAGAAGUUCUCGUGAACGAAGGAGGUCUCGCUCCCGAGGUGAAGGCAGAUCCCGGGACAGCUCUGACUCCGAUGAUGAUCUCAGGAAGCCCAGGACUCGAGGAAGCGAUUCAAGUCGAUCCUCCACAUACUCUAGCUCACAAAGAGAUUCGAAGACAUCCUGUCAUUCAAAGUCCUACAGGGACUCAAAAUCUGACCCAAAAUUUUCUCAUUUGUCAGAAUUGGACAAAAGAACACAAUAUUCAAGAACAGACAGAUCUGGGAGAACUAGUGGCUCUGAACCUAGUAAAAGGAGUUCUCCUGAGACUGAAGCCAGUCAUAAAAAGUCCAGUUUCCAUUCAAAAUCGGAGAUCCAUGGUAAAACAUCUAACUCAAAUGACAUGUCACGGUCUGAAAAAAAGGUCCAAAAAACCAGUGGGAGCUCUGACUCUGAUGAUGAGCACAAAAGCAAAAGUCAAUUCCAUGGCUCAGACCACUCUACUAGGUCAGCUGUUAAAAAAACAAAUAAUUCAGAGUCAAAGUCAAGUAGUAUUGGAACAGAUGGACAAUUAGUAGCAAAAGUAAAUAUUAAUGCUGAACUUCCACACUUGGAUUCUGACAAAAUCAUAUCUCAGGGAGAAUUCAACAAUGUGCAUUUGUGUUCCCAAUAUGAAGAAACCAGUCAGUCUAAAUUAACAAACAGUUCUCCCGAACAAACGCAGCAUAUUGCCCUAAUGGACAAUUUACAAAGUCAUGUUGAAUUUCAAGGUGUAAUCAAAGAUUCCCAUGGUACAGAAAAGUGUCCAGCUGUCAGUGAAAUAGAUAUCAGUAAAUGUCCCCUUACUCUUGAGGACAUUUCUUUAGUGGGUGAUCAACUUGGAAAACCGACAGACAUUCAAAAAGAAGUCCAAUCUUUGAAAGAGGCACAGAUUAAAGUGGCAAAUGUUGGUACCUUUUACAAAACUAACGAUUCUUCUAGCUUGAAUGAGCCACUUUAUCCAGGCUACACCCCCAGUCAGGAUUUAUUCGGUUCAUUGGCAGACACUCUUUCUGUGAAAGAAUUACCACCUGGAGAAUGCUUGAAACCUAACACUAAAUUUGUUUCCCAGAUGUUUCUCAGCAAGGAAGACAAUAGACUUACCAUGAGUGUCGAAACCUCUCCAAAAGUUAUCGAGCAGUUAGACAUCAAGCCUGAACCGACAAACGCUGCGGAAAUUAAAUACAAAUCUGCCCAUGUCAAAAAGUCACGGUGGGAUAUUGUUGGUGAAGACACUUCAGAAGCUCAGACCCCCCAAAAGAUGGUGAACAGUGAGACAUCCUCUGUGAAAAAGGUCAUUUCAGUUAAAAAAAUAGAAUAUAACAAUCAUACUAGCCAUGAAGAAAUAUGCUCAAAGAAAGAGGAAUUUAUGAUGCGGUCACUAAGAUCUGAGCUAGAUGAACAGACAGGCAAGGCAACAACAGAUUUGGAGAAAGGAAUCAAGCACGAUCCUGAUCAACCUUUUGUUGCCGAUAUACAACAAACCAUUGAAGUUAUUGAUCAAAUGGCUGGCAGGUCCCUGGCAAAUCAGGUUCCUCUGAAAGCUAAUUGCAGGGCAGAUGUUAGUCAUUUUGUUCAGAAAUACGCCAAUUCUGACACAGCGUACAACAGUGACCCAUAUAAGCCUUUGACACAAGAGUCUGUGUCGUUCAACUGUGAUGGUAAAAGCCACAGUGAGGAAAGUGAAACUGACGAAUCUGACUCUGAUUCAGAUGACGGACAGGUCUCGCUGAAGCGGCUGCACUCUGUGGUGGUUGUGCCAAAGAAUUCUACUAUUACCCUUGAGACAACUGACCACCCAACACCACCAGCUAGCCCAUCAGCUCUCUCUGGACAGCUAACCUAUCAGGCAAAUGAGAUUAAUAUAAGCAUUAACAGUGAAAUUCCUAAUAGUCUCAACACUCUAAUAAAAUCUGUAGAAUGUUCAGGUGACGGACUCAAACACAAUGUCUUGUCAGUUACUGAGAAUAAAGGCAUGCCUUCUGUUCAAACUCCCUACCAGUCCCAGAGCAACUUGGUUGAUAGCACUAGCCAAUCUGAGGCAACCACUACACUGGCUCACAUAGACCGGACCUGCACUGUCAAAGAAAGACCAAAGACUUGUGUCCCAACUGAUCAAGUACCUACCUAUACUCCCAGAGAGGCUGAAUCAGGUUGUCACCAGUGUCUUGAUAAUCCAGACAGCUGGCAUGGUAGAAAGGGAGAAAGAGAACAAUUUGGAGCCUUUAGUUGCACAGACAGUCUCCGGCCCCAGAAUGGUUUGAACCUGGAUUGUGACGUAAACCAAACAGAGCAGCCCAGCAGCACAUUUCAGCAGCCAGACAGCAGUCACACUACUCAACAGCACUGCCAGUUAGGAAGUGCAUUUACCAGGCAAGAUAGUGGUUACUGGACCCAGGCAAAUAUCUCUGAUAAAAACAUGCCAGUCAAUAUGCUUGUACCUUCUCUUUGUCAUGAGUCAGUGUGCCAAAUUCACCCUGACUCUUUAACUAAUGACCCUGAGGAGUUUUAUGAAGGAAAAGCAUUUGGACUUGGUAGUGUUGCUAUACCAUCUAGAAAACCUCCAGCAUCUUCUGCAUUUCUCCAAACCAAUGAGAUAACCAGCAAUUGUGGCUUUGUAACGGCCAUUGCAGAGUCUCCGAUCAUCUCCAGGCCUUCAAGGGAAAGCAACCUAAAGCCUCACAGAGGCCGGGGCCCACCCAAGAAAAGACGGCCAGAACUCGAGUCAGAAUCAGACAACGAGGCAGAGGCAGGUCUCGCCUGUAAGCGAGAAUGUUUAGAGGAGCGCGAGAGCUGCAAAGUCACAAAAGAAACCAAGGUAUCCUCACAGCAAGAAGAAAUACAAAGGCCACUGCUUAGUCUGAAAGAAUUUAUGAAUCCUGUUGUCUGGAAGGAAAAAUCUAAGCAAAAAAAGAUGCCUCCUUAUUUUGAUCUUAUUGAGGAAAAUCUCUACCUGACAGAACGCAAGAAGAACAAGUCUCAUCGAGAUAUCAAGCGAAUGCAGUGCGAGUGUGCUGUCCUUUCAAGAGAGGAGCGAGCACGAGGUGUUAUGGCUUGUGGAGAAGAUUGUUUGAAUCGCCUGCUGAUGAUUGAAUGCUCGUCACGGUGCUUAAACGGCGUAUAUUGCUCAAAUCGGCGAUUUCAGAUGAAGCAGCAUGCCGAUUUUGAAGUAAUUCUCACUGAAAGCAAAGGUUGGGGUUUAAGAGCCGCCAAAGACUUACCGCCGAACACGUUCGUGUUGGAGUAUUGCGGUGAGGUUCUGGAUCACAGAGAGUUCAAAUCACGUGUAAAAGAGUAUGCUCGCAGCAAGAACAUCCACUACUACUUCAUGGCUUUGAAGAAUAACGAGAUCAUCGAUGCAACGCUGAAAGGGAACUGCUCAAGGUUUAUGAACCAUAGCUGUGAGCCCAACUGUGAAACUCAGAAGUGGACUGUGAACGGUCAGCUCAGAGUUGGCUUCUUUACCACCAAGACUGUAACGGUUGGGACAGAGCUCACUUUUGAUUACCAGUUCCAAAGAUAUGGGAAAGAGGCACAGAAGUGCUACUGUGGAGCACCGAGUUGUCGUGGCUUCCUGGGUGGAGAGAACCGUGUCAGUGUACGGGCUGCAGUUGGAAAGAAGCAAAGGGAGCGAUCUCGGAAGAAAGAAGCUGUCAGUGCGCUGACUACAGUGGAUGAGGAGCUGGAGGCUCUGCUAGAGAAUGGGGAAGGUCUAAGUGAUGAGAAACAAGUAGUUUCUCUCUGCAGACUAAUGGUGCGUGUAGAAACUAUGGAGCAGAGACUCACCUGUGUUAAACUGAUCCAGAAUACUACAAAUUCUUCAUGCCUCAAGCAGUUUUUGGAUCAUCAUGGUCUCUCGUUGUUGUGGAUAUUCAUGGUCGAUCUUUCAGAAGCCAAAAGCAACUCUGGUAAUAACCUCAAACUGCAGAUGGAGAUAAUGAAGGCAUUGGUAGUGCUGCCCAUUUCUACUAAGAACAUGCUGGAAGAGAGCCGUGUGCUACAAUACAUCCAGCGCUGGGCCCAAAGCCAUCCACUUGGCCAGCCUACAGAACAGGAUGGUUACUCCAGUGAGAGCACCUCCCGAGCCCACACACCUCUCAACACCCCCGAUGGCCCCCCUGUUAAACUGGCACCAGAGCUUGAUGGAGACACACCAAAGCGUGCUGUAUACCGCAGACUGAAAAUCAUAAGUGAGAACAGCCUCGAUAGCGCUCUCUCAGAUGGCAGCAAGGUCUCCGAUGGUAAAGAGGAAGAAGAUGAAGAAGAGGAGGAGGUGGAGGAAGAGCCCUCACCAGAGAUCACAUCGGACAAGGCAGAAAAAAGAGAGACCAGUGAGGAAAUAGCUGUGACCCCAGAGCUGGUAGUGAAACUGGAAGCUUCAGAUGCUGUGGAGAGUAGCCAGGCAAAGCUAGAGAUAAAGGAAGAGGUUGCUGAGAAGGAUAAAACAGAAGUGCAGGAAAUUGAGGAGGAACCAACCAGCAAGACAGAUGAGAACCUUCCUGUUCACAUGGAGGAGAACUGUGAAUCUGAUCCUGCAGAAAGUCAAGUGCAGGCACCGGUCAUAGAUCAACCUCCUGAUCCCAGUGCUCCCAGUGUCAACGAUGAAGUAGAUGCUAGCCCCUCUUUGCACCCCCCAGAUGAGAGCACUCCCAGUUCUGAGUCGUCUUCAGAGAACGAGAGUGCUGAGCUUUCAGUCACGAACAACUUGGCUCCUUCCACCAUCAGCAGUGCACCUACGGAAUCCCUUGAUGUCAGCAUACCUUCAGAUAGUAUGGAAACCACCCUUUCUGAGUCUACAGUUAACCCAGAAGCCUCGCCCCUCAACUUAGACAACAUGCCACCUAGUUCUGGUGCCAGUGCUGCAGAAAAAACGACAGCAGACGUUACUGUAGAGAGCAGUCCUUCAGUUUCAGCUGUUUGCACAGCAGAGGUGCUGCCGCCGGGAAUAGUGGCGACAGAGGGCACAGCAGUGGGCACACCUUCCCAGGAUGAGGAGGAGGCUGUGUCAGAUGUGGAAAGUGAGAGAAGCCAAGAGCCUCAGAUUGGAGCUGCUGACAUCAGUGAGAUGGCUUCCCGCCUACUUGACAGCUGGAAAGACCUGAAGGAGGUGUACAGGAUCCCAAAGAAGAGUCAGGUAGAGAAAGAAUCAAGUGACCGUAGUCGGGACAGAGACGCAAUGACACCCCGCACCCCGUCAAGCAGUCGUGAGAGAGAUCGGGAGAGGGAGAGAGAGCGGGACUGGGAUCGAGAGCGGGACUGGGACAGAGAAAAAGACUCUGACCGGUAUUUGCUACGUAGUGCUGAAAGGCGGCGUAGACGAGGCUCUGCCUCUCCACCAUACCAAUCCACCUAUGAAAGGAGCAGCCGCAGAAAUGAAGACCGCUAUGAUUCAGCUAGCAGUAGUAAGAAAUCUCGGACCAAGGAGGCUCGUACCAAGCUUUCCACAGAGGAGCGACGGAAGCUCUUUGAACAGGAGGUGGCUCAGCGAGAAGCCCAGAAACAGCAGCAGCAACAGCAGCAGCAACAGCUACAGAGAUUAGCAUUCAGUGCUCUUGUGUAUCCCUCAAGCCCAAGUUUCAUGAAUUAUCCACCUGGUUACCCUAUUCAGACAUAUGUGGACCCAACUAAUCCCAAUGCGGGCAAGGUGCUAUUACCUACACCGCCAGUUGACCCUAUGUGUGUGACUACAGCUUUUGAUCAGACUACUCAGUCGCUCAUUACUGACCUGACUCUGGCAGCUCAGUCCCCCAACACCACUCAGGCCAGCUCAGCUACAGGUCUGACACACAUGCCUGCUACACUGGAGCUGGCAGCUUCUUCCCAGCCACAGCAGUUUGUCCAGCCAGCCACGCCAGCCCAGGACCCCGGCAUCACUGUCCUGUCAGUUCCUACACAGACAGCCGGCACCCAAGUGCAGGGCCAACAAGGAUAUGCAACACUUUGGGAUCCCAAUACACAACAGGCAGUGACUGUGCAGCCUACUCAGCAGUACUCGAACCCAGCCCAGCCACAGACUGCGAUUUAUUACCAAGGCCAGCCAUGCCAGACAAUUUACAGCAUUCCUGCAGGUUACUCACAGACCAGCACUCCUGUCAUUCAGGCAUAUACUGAGCCAGCUACUGGCUACUUGCAUGGGCAGCAGGUCUACGCUGGUCACCAGCAGGGAGUGGUUGUCCAGCAAGGUGGCACAGUUACCACCAUAGUCACCUCUCAACCUGUACAGCCGGAAAUGAUUGUAUCUAACAACAUCAUGGACCUUCCUCCUCCUUCACCUCCCAAACCUAAAACCAUCGUCCUCCCUCCCAGCUGGAAGGUUGCACGGGAUCCUGAGGGGAAAAUCUACUACUACCAUAUAGUCACCAGGCAAACCCAGUGGGAUCCUCCGAGCUGGGAUGGUGUCGGGGAAGAGGCCACUGUAGAGCAUGAGGCUGAGAUGGACCUGGGGACACCAACAUACGAUGAAAACCCCUCAAAGUUCUCCACCAAGACAGCUGAGGCAGACACCUCCAGCGAGCUUGCAAAGAAAAGCAAAGAGGUCUUCCGCAAAGAGAUGUCACAAUUUAUUGUCCAAUGCCUUAAUCCGUACCGAAAGCCUGACUGCAAACUGGGGCGCAUUAGUAACACUGAAGAUUUCAAACAUCUUGCCAGGAAGCUGACUCAUGGAGUGAUGAACAAGGAGCUCAAAUCCUGCAAAAACCCAGAGGACCUGGAGUGUAACGAGAACGUUAAACACAAGACCAAGGAAUACAUUAAGAAAUACAUGCAGAAGUUCGGAACUGUUUACCGGCCCAAAGAGGACACUGAGUUGGAGUAGCUUCCUUCCUCUCAGUGUCGCAGGUAUCGAGCAGCGAAUCUCUGGGGCCUCUUAGUCUAUCUGUUUUUAUACAGACUCUCUGACCAUGUCCUUACUGCUGCUCUGGAAGUCCUGCGCUUGCACAGAAAUAAGGAUAAUCAUCCAGAAAUUCUCGUAGCCAGCAAGCAGAGAAACGUGCAGAAAACGCACAAAUAGGGUGCUACAGACUUUCCCCCUUCCCUUCAACCCAAGUCAUCACAUGCUUUUAGCCUUUUCAGCAAUGACCUCUGCACUACGUUAUUUGCUUCAUGUUUGUUCACAGGACCCUCAGCAGCUCAUGGCUGGUGAGAACAUGGGAGUUUGUUCCAUUUCCCUUGUUAUCUGCUUGCAUGUCUUGCCAGUUGCCCUAGUUCGUAUUUGAAUUGUCUCAGUCAGUGGUGGCUUCUACUGGCAGUCCUUAUUGAAGGAGACAGGCUUUUCUUUUACCAGCUGUUAAUCGAGACUACCAGACGACAAGAAAGACGAGUAGGUCAGGGUGCGACGGACUGCUGGAGUUUGUGAAUUCUUUGUUUGGUUUUUUUUGGGUAUCAAGUGCGGUCUCGUGCUAUCAGAUUUUGCACUCGUCUUCACUCAGAGGUAAAGCCUGGCUCUACUGCCCGGUUCCUGCAGCACAGCCGAGGAUCUUGGGACAUUCCGUUUAGCUGCAUUUUUAAUAACUUUUAAAGAAAUGAAGUGUGAAGGACGUUUGUUAAUGCAUCCAUUCUCUCUAAGUCACUCUUGGCCACUUUUACUCUUCUCAGUGAGUAAAAAGCAGUGGCAUGUAGCAUUUUUUUUUUUUUUUUUUUUUUUUUUUUAUCAACCAGUUUCUUGCUGUUUUACAUUAAUUCUCAUUAACUUUUGCUCUUUUACUAAGCUUCAGACAGGUAAAUGUGAAGCCUUCCAGGCGUGUAGUAACUUCCUCUCUCGCAAUUAAGAUCAUCAGGACUCUUUUACGAUAACUGCGCCAUGAAAUCUCCUGUCUUUGCAUUAAGUCGCAUUAAUCCCUCCCCACUCUGAAAUCAUGUAUUAUAUUGGUUUAUAUGUGAAUAUAUUGAAAAAAUAGUUUUUUGAAAUCCUUUUAAAUAAGCAGAGACGUUGUAAACGGACUGUGGAGAUUGUGGAUUAUUGUGUAAAUAUGUGAAUAAAAAAAACUAACAAAUAAGGUCAGUCCUCAGUCCAGCCAGCAGCUAGAAGCUCUAGUGUUCCCAUAGCAACCAGGAUUCUUUCCCACAGCUCUGUGUUGGGUUUAAAGGGGUGUGUGGGUGGUGUGUGUGGUUUUGUUUUUUUUAUUAUUAUUAUUAUUUUAUUUCCCCCUCUCCCUUUUUAUUUCUUUCUUUCUUUACCGAAAGACAUUUUUUAUGUAUAAAAUGGAGUCCCACUCCACUGUAAGUACUGUGCAAGCACAUUGUCAUACUGAGUGUAAAGAACAUUUUAAAAUAAACUGUUUUGUAAAAAUAA